Molecule: messenger RNA, 3192 nt
Organism: Eruca vesicaria subsp. sativa (arugula)
Lineage: Eukaryota; Viridiplantae; Streptophyta; Magnoliopsida; Brassicales; Brassicaceae
Source: the annotation of a GenBank genome assembly
AUGGCGGGGAACGAGUGGAUUAAUGGCUACUUGGAGGCGAUACUUGACAGCCAAGCUCAAGGGAUUGAAGAAACACAGCAGAAACCUCAAGCAGCCAUGACUCUAAGAGACGGUGAAGGAGACUUUUUCAACCCUACUAAAUACUUCGUGGAGGAAGUCGUCACCGGAGUCGAUGAAACCGAUCUUCACCGGACUUGGCUCAAAGUGGUAGCCACUCGUAACUCCCGUGAACGAAACUCUCGCUUAGAGAACAUGUGCUGGAGAAUAUGGCAUCUCACUCGCAAGAAGAAGCAGUUAGAGUGGGAGGAUUCGCAGCGAGUAGCGAACAGGAGAUUGGAGAGAGAACAAGGAAGAAGAGAUGCAACGGAGGAUUUGUGUGAAGAUUUAUCAGAAGGAGAGAAAGGAGAUGGUCUUGGAGAGAUUGUUCAACCUGAGACACCUAGAUUACAACUCCAACGCAACUCAUCCAGUGUUGAUAUUUGGUCUGAUGAUAAAAAGGAGAAUCGUCUUUACGUUGUCCUCAUCAGUUUACACGGAUUAGUUCGUGGUGAAAACAUGGAGCUUGGUAGCGAUUCUGAUACCGGUGGACAGGUAAAAUAUGUUGUGGAGCUAGCUAGAGCAUUAGCGAGAAUGCCUGGUGUGUACCGAGUAGAUCUCUUUACACGUCAGAUAUGCUCAUCAGAAGUUGACUGGAGCUACGCAGAGCCAACAGAGAUGCUAACAACAGCUUCCGCUGAAGAUUGUGACGGAGACGAAACAGGAGAAAGCAGUGGAGCUUACAUCAUUCGCAUACCCUUUGGUCCACGUGAUAAGUACUUACCAAAAGAGAUUCUCUGGCCUUACAUCCAAGAGUUCGUUGAUGGAGCCUUAGCUCAUAUCCUAAACAUGUCGAAAGUGUUGGGAGAACAGAUUGGUAACGGGAAACCGGUUUGGCCAUACGUGAUUCACGGCCACUACGCUGAUGCAGGGGACAGUGCUGCUCUUCUUUCAGGUGCGUUGAACGUUCCUAUGGUCUUGACGGGUCAUUCUCUAGGAAGAAACAAGCUAGAGCAGCUUUUGAAACAAGGGAGGCAGUCCAAGGAGGAUAUAAACUCGACGUAUAAGAUCAAGAGGAGGAUUGAAGCUGAAGAGCUUUCUCUUGAUGCUGCGGAGCUUGUUAUAACGAGUACAAGGCAGGAGAUUGAUGAGCAGUGGGGACUUUAUGAUGGGUUUGAUGUUAAGCUUGAGAAAGUGUUGAGAGCUAGGGCUAGACGCGGUGUUAAUUGUCAUGGAAGGUACAUGCCGAGAAUGGCGGUUAUUCCUCCAGGAAUGGAUUUCACAAACGUGAUUCAAGAAGUGACAUCUGAGGGAGAAGGAGAGUUAGCUUCUUUAGCAGGAGGAGCUGAGGGAUCUUCUCCUAAAGCGGUUCCAACUAUAUGGUCUGAUGUGAUGAGAUUUUUCACAAACCCUCACAAACCGAUGAUCUUGGCAUUAUCAAGACCAGACCCAAAGAAGAACAUAACCACUCUUUUAAAAGCCUUUGGUGAAUGUCGACAUCUACGGGAGCUAGCUAAUCUCACUUUGAUUAUGGGGAAUAGAGAUGAUAUAGAUGAGCUGCCAUCUGGAAACGCAAGUGUUCUUACAACGGCGUUGAAACUCAUUGACAAGUACGACCUUUACGGGUCUGUUGCGUAUCCUAAACAUCAUAAACAGUCUGAUGUUCCUGACAUAUAUAGACUUGCUGCAAACACAAAGGGUGUUUUCAUUAAUCCAGCUUUGGUUGAACCUUUUGGCCUUACACUCAUUGAGGCUGCGGCUCACGGGCUUCCCAUGGUGGCUACAAAAAAUGGAGGACCAGUCGAUAUACUUCAGGCAUUGCAUAACGGUUUACUAGUGGAUCCACAUGAUCAAGAAGCAAUAGCUAACGCAUUACUGAAGUUAGUAUCAGAGAAAAACCUAUGGAACGAGUGCAGGAUCAACGGUUGGAAGAACAUUCACCUGUUUUCAUGGCCUGAACAUUGCCGCACUUACCUGACUCGUGUAGCCUCAUGCCGUAUAAGACAUCCUCAGUGGCAGACGGAUGCAGACGAAAUGGCGGCUCAAGAGGACGAGUGUUCACUCAACGACUCUCUUAAAGACGUUCAAGACAUGUCUCUUAGACUCUCUGUGGAUGGAGACAAGUCUUCCUGGAACGCGUCUCUUGACCCGAAUAGUACUGAUCCGGUUAAGCAGAUAAUGAGCCGGAUGAAGCAGCCUGAAACCAAGAGUAAACCGGAAGUACAGGGGAAGAAGCAGGGGGAUAACGUGGGGAGCAAGUUUCCUGUUUUGCGGAGACGUGAACGGCUUAUAGUUAUAGCUGUUGAUUGCUACAACGAGGAAGGAGCGCCAGAUGAGAAACCUAUGGUUGCCAUGAUUCAGAACAUCAUCAAAGCCGUGAGAUCGGAUCCUAAGAUGGCUAAGAACUCUGGUUUCGCGUUAUCAACUUCAAUGCCGCUUGAUGAGUUGAUUAACUUCUUUAAGUCAGCCAAGAUUCAGGUGAGUGAGUUCGACACGUUGAUAUGCAGCAGCGGGAGUGAAGUGUAUUACCCAGGAGCUGAAGAAGGGAAGCUUCUUCCUGAUCCUGACUAUUCAUCGCAUAUAGAUUAUAGAUGGGGCAAUGAAGGGCUUAAGAACACUGUGUGGAAGUUGAUGAACACAACAGCUGUUGGUGGAGAAGCUAGGAACAAGGGUUUACCGAGUCUUGUCGAGGAGGAUAAGGCGUCGAGUAAUGAGCAUUGCGUUGCUUAUUUGAUCAAAGAUCGUUCCAAGGUGAUGCGAAUUGAUGACUUGCGUCAGAAGUUACGUCUUAGAGGACUUCGUUGUCAUCCUAUGUAUUGUCGGAACUCGACAAGAUUGCAGAUCGUUCCUCUUCUUGCUUCUCGAUCACAAGCUCUUAGAUACUUGUUCGUGCGGUGGAGGCUGAACGUGGCGAACAUGUACGUUGUAGUCGGAGAACACGGCGAUACGGACUACGAGGAGCUUAUCUCUGGCACACACAAGACGGUGAUUGUCAAGGGGCUCGUGAAGUUAGGCUCUGAUGCUCUGCUCCGGUCUACAGACCUUCGAAACGACAUCGUUCCAUCAGAGAGUCCUUUUAUUGGUUUUCUCAAGGUUGACUCACCGGUUAACGAGAUAACCGACAUUUUGAAGCAGCUGUCGAAAGCCGCUGGUUGA